Fusarium venenatum is the source of this 1266-nucleotide messenger RNA. Lineage: Eukaryota; Fungi; Ascomycota; Sordariomycetes; Hypocreales; Nectriaceae. The record is from RefSeq and is a predicted model, not a curated record.
AUGAUCCUCGGCCCUAUAACCCUCGUUGACUGCGGAGUUUUUCUCAUAUUUCUUGCGCCUCAGCUCAUAUGGAACGCUGGAUUCUUUCUUACUCUGUUCACGGCCCUCAAGGCUUUGCCAUUUCUAUUAAUACAACUACCCUAUGAAUUUGUCACCGAUCGUUACUUGACUCACCCGAGUCGACAACUCGCAUUUACACAGACGGCCACAGUGUUCGAGGAUUUCGUGAUACGCUGCGUACGAUAUGCGUUUGCUCACAUGCCCGCCAAAGUUGGGAGGGUCUUCUUUGGCAAAUACGUUGCACUGCCAUUCACUCGGUGGCGGAUGCUUCGACAUGGCUACAUCAGGUCUCCAGUGCACUAUCGAGAGUAUAAUAUAGGACAAGGAGCUAUUCAAACCAAAGGUACCUGGAUUAUGCACCGACCAGAGCAUCCUCCGGAUUUUGUCCUCUAUUAUGUCCAUGGCGGUGGUUUCCUGAUGGGUUCAACUUACUUUUAUCUCGAGUUUCUUAUGACCUGGCAUCACCUCCUGGUCGAAGCUGGAUUCAAAAACCCGGCCAUAUUUGCGCUUGAAUACACUUUGGUGCCCGAUCGAGUAUACCCAAGACAGGUUCUGGAAGCACUGGAAGGUUACAAGCAUGUUCUCGAAGUUGUCAAGGACGCCUCCAAGGUCUGCGUCUCAGGCGACUCAGCUGGUGGCUCAUUGAUCCUCAGCAUGCUGCUCGAAUUGGGUGCCCAAGCAGGCAGCCAGGACAAAGGCGUCAAUUCCGGUAUCCGAGGUAACCUUACUGAUCUUGAUCCACCACAUCUACCCUUGCCCCGAAUGGCAACACUUAUCUCGCCAUGGAUAACCCUCAUGUCGAAGUUGCACUAUAAUUCCAAAAGUGACUUCUUGGACAAGCGUACUCUGUGGAAGUAUGCACAAGAGUAUGCGGGUGAAAACAUGAUCCAACAGCAGCCAGCCUCCCCCGGAAAUUGCAUCGACGACAAGCUCUGGAGAGCAGCCAGUCCUGAACGAGGAUAUUUUAUCAUCUUUGGGGAAGAAGAGGUCUUUGCCCCAGAUGCUGAAGACUUUCUCAAGAGACAGGCCAAAAUUGGUGUUCAGGCCGAAGGACAGAAAUUUGAUGGGGGCAUCCACGCAUGGCCAAUAGCCUCGCUGUUCCUUUCGAGCACAGAGGAGCGGCGACUACAAGGGCUUCGAACUGCUGUCAAGGAGAUUAGAAGACGAAUGUUUGAGUGGGGUACAUUGAACGGUGAUAAAGUGUAG